Mycena indigotica is the source of this 1845-nucleotide messenger RNA. RefSeq names its product Kinase-like protein. Gene Ontology annotation, biological process: spliceosomal complex assembly; regulation of mRNA processing; protein phosphorylation. NCBI's taxonomy places the organism in Eukaryota, Fungi, Basidiomycota, Agaricomycetes, Agaricales, Mycenaceae. The transcript has 6 exons. The record is from RefSeq and is a predicted model, not a curated record. The coding region runs from base 1 to 1845 and encodes 614 amino acids. Gene Ontology annotation, molecular function: ATP binding; protein kinase activity.
AUGUCGCAUCCAUCAUCAGGUUACGCCAACUCAGGCUCAGCGCCAGACAACAUGGGCUCUCCCGACUCUCCCAGCUCAGAAAUGCAAUCUGAUGCUGAAGACGAGGAGGACUGGGAAGACUACAAGCCGGGGGGCUACCAUCCAGUCAAAAUUGGCGAUUCUUUCUCCGACAAACGAUAUGUUGUCGUUAGGAAACUCGGAUGGGGACAUUUCUCUACUGUGUGGCUUUCGUGGGACUCCAAAUUAAACCGACACGUCGCGCUCAAAGUAGUCAAAUCUGCUGCCCGAUACACGGAAACAGCGCUCGAUGAAAUCAAAUUGCUCCAGCGCCUCAUAACAUCGAGCAGUCCUACUGGCGCACAGAAUCAUCCAGGCCGCUCCCAUGUCAUCUCGUUUCUUGACCAUUUUCGACACACUGGCCCCAAUGGUACCCACGUUUGUAUGGUCUUCGAAGUCCUCGGGGAAAACCUCCUGGGACUCAUAAAGAGGCACCAAAACAAGGGCGUCCCGAUGCCAAUGGUCAAGCAGAUUGCAAAGCAAGUGUUGCUGGGCCUGGAUUACAUGCAUCGAUAUUGUGGAGUUAUUCACACUGACAUCAAACCUGAAAAUGUGCUCAUCUACAUUGACGAUGUCGAAUCCAUAAUUCAAUCAGAACUUGCUGCUGCUGCGGCAGUCUCUCCCUCCGACUCCUCCCCUUCCCCUACUCAACCGAAACCCAAGAUUAUCGGAGUACCGCCUUCACAAGGCCGUGGUGGAAACCAAACACCACGAACACAGUCGGCGAUCUUCGUGUCACAACCAUUACCAUCUCCCAAGAGCAGUACCAGUCUCAAUUCUAGCUAUGUCGCUGCCUCCGCCGGCAGUCUCGACCGUUGGGGUCUGGGUAUGACGCGCAUUGACGGCGACAAGCCGACAAGCCCGGGUGGGUCCUCAUCUAACGCAAAUUCCGAGCUGGACUUGGUUUCCCUGUCAAUAUCUCCCAAGCAACAAGCACCACCACCUCACAACGGUGGGCCUUCCUUGCUGGGCAGCACUCGACCUACUGCAAUACCCGUUCCGCAGUCACCAAUGGACGUAGAUCCGGAAACGGACGAACGGUAUAAUAAUGGAAUACCAGAGCGGAUAACGGUCAAGAUUGCAGACCUCGGCAAUGCCACCUGGACACAUCACCAUUUCACGGAUGACAUCCAGACAAGGCAAUACCGCUCACCAGAGGUGAUUGUUGGGGCUAAGUGGGGGACUAGUGCGGAUAUCUGGAGUGUUGCUUGUGUGAUUUUUGAGCUGAUAACUGGUGGGGAUUAUCUUUUCGAUCCAGCCAAAGGCUCGCGAUACACCAAAGACGACGAUCACAUGGCGCAAAUCAUGGAGCUUGUCGGUGAGGUACCGAAAUCCAUCUCGGUCGGCGGCAAGUAUUCUUCUGAAUUCUUCAAUCGCCGUGGAGAGCUGCGACAUAUUUCUAAACUGCGAUUCUGGCCUUUAGACCUGGUGUUGCAUGACAAGUACCUGUUUCCAAAGCCCGAGGCCGACGCGCUAGGUGGAUUUUUGACGCCAAUGCUGAGAAUGCACCCAGACAAGCGGGCGAGAGCGGGGGAGCUGGUCCAUCACGCGUGGCUAGAGGGAGUCGUGGUUCAGGGAGAGAUUGAUGUUAUACGGCGGGCUGAGCGGGAAGAGGCUUCAGAGGGGACAGGAAAGGGCAAGGUCGCCGAAGAAGAGUUUGCGGUCGAAAGCGCCGUCGCUGCCAUGCGCCCGGAAGCACGUGCUCAAGAGACCAAGGAGGAGAAGAUGAAGCGGACCCAGAGCGAGGCUGAUGCACUCAAACCAGUGGAUGACCCUACCACGCGAUAG